Molecule: messenger RNA, 2492 nt
Organism: Thalassophryne amazonica
Lineage: Eukaryota; Metazoa; Chordata; Actinopteri; Batrachoidiformes; Batrachoididae
Product: sarcalumenin-like
Exons: 11
Coding region: 14-2428 (804 amino acids)
Molecular function (GO): GTP binding
Source: RefSeq, a predicted model, not a curated record
CCCAGCAGCCAAGAUGAAGGCUGUGGUGGGUUUGUGCUGUGUGCUGUGUCUGCUCGCCCCGUCUGCUGCAGGGGCGUCCGUUAAAGACGAGGAGCCUCUGGUGCAUCUGCACCUUCAGCAGUUAGAAGGAGACCCAUUCUCAUGUGGCUGUGACUUGACAGAUGAUCGUAGCAGCUCUUCCAAUGACACUCCAUCCCCAGAGGGAGCAAUGUGCCAGACCAGCAAACCCCCAUCAGGUUCAGAUCCUGAACAGGAAUCAGCUCCUGCUGAGGAUGCAACCAGUGCUGGAGAAGAUCAAGAGGUAGCUGCUUCCCAAUCUGAGGAAGAGGUGACAUCCCAGAAAGAUGCUAACAUACAAACUGUAGAGGAGACUGAAUCCUUGGAGGAUCAAAAUGCUGAGAUUGAGGAGGUUUAUUUGCCUGAUGAGGAGAAAAAAACAGACACAGUUGGAAGGAAUUUGAGCAUUGAAGAGGACAAAGAAGCAGAGGAGGAAUUAUUCAAAGAUCAAAAAGAAGAAUCAAGUGGUCCUCCAACAGAUGCACAAGAGAAUGAACCAGCUGCUGGACAAGGAGGCAAAGAAGACAUCCAGGAGCCACAAGGUGAAGAUGCACAAGAGGAAACAGCUGAGGAUGAGGUCAGUGAGGAUGAGUCUGCAGAUGUUCCUACAGCAGACCCUGCACCAGCACAAGCACAGACAGAACUGCUACCAGAGCCAGAGUCAGAAGAUGAGGCUGACGGUAGUUUAGCGCAUGAAUCAGAAACAAGCAUGACACAAAAACCAGAACAAGAGCCAGAACACAUUUCAGCACCAGAGCCAGAGGUGAUUCCAGAUCCUGAAAACAAGUUACAAAUGGUUAAAGAAGCAAAGGUGAGUUCAGAGUCUGCUGUGGAGGACACCACACAAGAACAUGCUCAAGAAGAAGCUGUAGGAGAAGAGGCAGCCUCACUGGAGGAUCCUCCUGUCAUGGAAGAUGUAUCGGUUGUCCUUGAGGAAGUGACUACAGAGGAUCUGACACAGCCUGAAGCCACAGGACAAGAAAAUGAGGCACCGAGGCAAGCAAUGAGGAACGUCUCACACAUUGAGGACACACUAAGGUUUUCUCCAACUCAGCCUUCAGCAGAGUUCACAGCUGCGACAAAGAAGCUGCUCAGCAUCUACUACUCUGCCAUCAGGCCAAUGGAACAAGCCUACAAGUACAACGAGCUCAGACAGCAUGAAGUCACAGAUGGAGAGAUCACAGCUAAACCCAUGGUUUUGUUUUUGGGACCCUGGAGUGUGGGUAAAACGACCAUGAUCAACUACCUGCUGGGUCUUCAUGGCACCUCCCACGAGCUCUACACAGGUGCUGAGCCCACCACCUCUGAGUACACGGUCAUCAUGCACGGCGAGAAGUUUCGCACCAUAGAGGGCAUUGUGAUGGCGGCAGACAAUUCACGGCUCUUCUCUCCUCUGGAAAAGUUCGGACAAAGCUUCUUGGAGCGGCUUGUUGGCUUCGAGAUGCCCCACAAGCUCUUGGACAGCGUGACCUUAGUUGAUACUCCAGGCAUCAUUGAGAACCGAAAGCAGCAAGAGAGAGGUUAUCCUUACAAUGAGGUGUGUCAGUGGUUCAUCGAUCGAGCUGAUCUGAUCUUCUUGGUGUUCGAUCCCACAAAGCUGGAUGUUGGUGGGGAGUUGGAGAUGCUCUUCACACAGAUGAAAGGCCGUGAAUCGCAAAUCCGCCUGAUUCUCAACAAGGCUGACAGUGUUUCCACUCAGGACCUGAUGAGAGUCUAUGGCGCUCUGUUCUGGAGCAUGGCGCCACUGAUCAACCUCACUGAGCCUCCUCGAGUAUAUGUGAGUUCCUUCUGGCCUCAGGACUAUGCUCCGGACACCAGCCGGGAACUUUUUAUGAAGGAGGAGAUCUCUCUACUGGAGGACCUGAACCAGGUGAUUGAGAACCAGAUGGAAAACAAGAUCGCCUUCAUCCGCCAGCAUGGCAUCCGUGUGCGCAUUCACAGCCUCCUUGUGGACCGUUACCUCCAGACCUACUAUGACAAACUGGGCUGGUUUGGUGACUCCAAUGAGGUGUUCCACAACAUAGUCACUGACCCUGACAAGUACUUCAUUUUUAAGUCCAUUCUGGCCAAGACCAACAUUAGCAAGUUCGACCUGCCGUGUAAGGAGGCCUAUGAGGAUUUCUUUGGCGUGAACCCAGUUACGAGCUUCAAACUGCUGUCACAUCACUGCAGCUGGACUGGUGGCUGUCUACUGGACAAGCUGGAGAAGGCCAUCUCACAUGAGCUGCCCACGCUGCUCAGCAGAGUUAGCAAGACCUCAAACAUACCUGGUCCAGAAGCCACCGCCCAGACACCUGCGCCAACCCAACCCGGUAUCUGUGAAGGUUUUGGAUGUGAAGAAAAACCCAAGAAUCGUUGGCGGAGACAAUGAGAUAGAGAAGAGGAGGAGAAAAGAAGGGCAUUAUCACCAGCAUAGAGAGGGUUUGUUGCAGUCA